This is a messenger RNA of Blastomyces gilchristii SLH14081, 297 nucleotides long. RefSeq lists its product as uncharacterized. The coding region runs from base 1 to 297 and encodes 98 amino acids. Lineage: Eukaryota; Fungi; Ascomycota; Eurotiomycetes; Onygenales; Ajellomycetaceae. The transcript has 3 exons. The record is from RefSeq and is a predicted model, not a curated record.
AUGGGCCAGAUUGAGAAGGGCGGUCUCUUCGCCUUACAAUUUGUAUGGCAAUUUGGCCCAGGGUUCUGGUGUGAUAGAGGUGAACAGGGGAUAAUCCCACACAGGAGUUUCGAACAACAUCUGGUUCACAUUUGGCUGGAUAACUCCACCACCACACGGGAUAUGCGGUCGGCGAUGGGGUCAAAAUGCUUGUAUGAUCGAGGGCUUUUCGAUGGAUCUAUCGGCGGGUUCUUAUUCGAAAAAUUGAGCGAGUUCGUGGUGAAGCGCUUGAUGAUACUGAGUUCUUCUUAUAUGUGA